CGCCCCCGGCGCGGCGCCUGGCAGCCGAGUCGGGCAGCGGCGGGCGCGGCGGCCGAGCGGCGGCAGUACUCAUGUGUGCUAGGCCAGGACUCUGCACUACGUCCCAGCCUGCCUGACUCAUUUCAGAAAGUGCUAUAAGCAUCCAAGGCCACAAUCCAAGCAAGUGGGGGCUGGCAGGGACAAUCGCCCCUCCCACAUUGGCUCCUUCGCAAGAGCUGGCUGGCUGCACACCACUGGUGGGAGACACUGCGCAAGCUACACUGAAGGCCUCGGGUUCCAGACACCCAGGGACACAGACCCUGUCACAGCUCUCUCCCUGGUGAGGUGCGACAGAACCAGCCCUCCUGGCCAUGGGAGGAGCUGUGGUGGACGAGGGUCCCACGGGCGUCAAGGCCCCUGAUGGGGGCUGGGGCUGGGCCGUGCUCUUCGGCUGCUUUGUCAUCACGGGUUUCUCCUACGCCUUCCCCAAGGCGGUGAGCGUCUUCUUCAAGGAGCUCAUGCGGGAGUUCGGGAUUGGUUACAGCGACACAGCCUGGAUCUCCUCCAUCCUGCUGGCCAUGCUCUACGGCACAGGUCCCCUCUGCAGCGUGUGUGUGAACCGCUUUGGCUGCAGGCCUGUCAUGCUCGUGGGUGGCCUCUUCGCGUCCCUGGGCAUGGUGGCUGCCUCCUUCUGUAGGAGCAUCAUCCAGGUCUACCUCACCACAGGGGUCAUAACUGGCUUGGGCCUGGCUCUCAACUUCCAACCCUCCCUCAUCAUGCUCAACCGCUACUUCAACAAGCGGCGCCCCAUGGCCAAUGGGCUGGCGGCCGCGGGCAGCCCCGUGUUCCUGUGUGCGCUGUCGCCGCUGGGGCAGCUGCUGCAGGACCGGUACGGCUGGCGGGGUGGCUUCCUCAUCCUGGGCGGCCUGCUGCUCAACUGCUGCGUGUGCGCUGCGCUCAUGAGGCCCCUGGUGGCACCCCAGCCGGCCGGGGCACCAGGCCCCCAGCGGCCUGCCCGGCGCCUGCUGGACCUGAGCGUCUUCCGGGACCGGGGCUUCGUCAUCUACGCCGCCGCCGCCUCCAUCAUGGUGCUGGGGCUCUUCGUACCACCCGUGUUUGUGGUGAGCUACGCCAAGGACCUGGGUGUGCCCGACACGCAGGCUGCCUUCCUGCUUACCAUCCUGGGCUUCAUCGACAUCUUCGCCAGGCCCACAGCUGGAUUCAUCACCGGGCUCAAGAAGGUGCGGCCCUACUCGGUCUACCUCUUCAGCUUCGCCAUGUUCUUCAACGGCUUCACCGACCUGACGGGCUCCACCGCCAGCGACUACGGCGGCCUGGUGGUCUUCUGCAUAUUCUUUGGCAUCUCCUACGGCAUGGUGGGGGCCCUGCAGUUUGAGGUGCUCAUGGCCAUUGUGGGCACCCACAAGUUCUCCAGUGCCAUUGGCCUUGUGCUGCUGCUGGAGGCUGUGGCUGUUCUCGUCGGACCCCCGUCGGGCGGCAAGCUGCUGGAUGCGACCCACGUCUACCAGUACGUGUUCAUCCUGGCGGGGAUUGAGGUGCUCACCUCCUCCCUCGUGCUGCUGCUGGGCAACUUCUUCUGCAUCAGGAAGAGGCCCGAGGCGUCACAGCCUGAGGAGGCUACCUCAGAGGCAGAGAGGCUCCACAAGCCCCCCACGGAUGUGAGGGUGGACUCCCGGGAGGUGGAACACUUCCUGAAGGCAGAGCCUGAGAAAAACGGGGAGGUGGUCCACACCCCGGAGACCAGUGUGUGAGUGGCCUGGCGGGGCUGGCAGGGUGCAGGGAAGAGCUACAGAGACUGGCAACGCUUGUAUUUAUUUCACAAACAGGACCAGCUUAGGCAGGGCCACUGGCUCAGCGCUGGAUGCUGGUCAUCGGGUCAUCACCUGACCUGUGUUUUGCGGGGAAGGUGGCGGGGUGGGAACGUGUCAUUCCACAGCGGAUCUGCGGUGAAGCCAAGCCCAUGGUUACAAGCCGCCUGCUCACCCCAAGCAGCCCAUGCCCCCCACGUGGUCAAGGACCUAGAAGCCCAGGCUUUGAGACAACAUGACUUUAAUAGGAGGGCGGGCUGGGGCAGGCUGGCGAGCGGACACCUCCCCGAGGCCUUCCCUGGUGCCUGUCUGACCCCCCGCCCUGCCCUCACCUCCUACGGUGCCCACCCCUCUCUGUCUAGGGUACAAAGAGCUCAUUCCACCUGUGAAGGUGCGAAAUAAACCUGCGUGUGGCAGGAGUCUGGGGGGCCUGGUCCUCGGAA
Molecule: messenger RNA, 2251 nt
Organism: Urocitellus parryii (Arctic ground squirrel)
Lineage: Eukaryota; Metazoa; Chordata; Mammalia; Rodentia; Sciuridae
Source: RefSeq, a predicted model, not a curated record